CGCCCCGAGCGGGCUCGCCUCUCCCACGGCGGCCAGGCAGCCCUUCGUCAUCGGGGUGUCGGGCGGUACGGCCUCCGGGAAGACCACGGUGUGCGACAUGAUCAUCCAGCAGCUGCACGACCACCGCGUCGUGCUCGUCAACCAGGAUUCCUUCUACCGUGGUUUAACCGAGGAACAGUCUGAACAUGUGGGAGAAUACAACUUUGAUCACCCUGAUGCAUUUGACACUGAUCGACUUCUGGAGUGCAUGGGAGAGUUGAAAAGCGGGCAGUCUGUAAAUAUUCCUAUUUAUGAUUUCAAGAAUCAUCGACGAUGCUCCGAGAGCUUCAGAAAGGUCAAUGUAUCAGAUGUCAUCAUUUUAGAGGGCAUUUUGGUUUUUCAUGAUCAAAGGGUGCGGGACUUGAUGGACAUGAAAAUUUUCGUUGACACAGACGCUGAUAUUAGGCUUGCCCGACGAAUAAGGCGUGAUACAGUUGAAAGAGGCAGAGAUGUUCUCUCCGUGCUUGAGCAGUAUGGAAGGUUUGUGAAGCCUGCGUUCGAUGAUUUUGUUCUGCCUUCCAAGAAAUAUGCUGAUGUGAUCAUACCACGAGGAGGAGACAACCAUGUUGCCAUUGAUUUAAUCGUGCAACAUAUUCGUACAAAACUUGGCCAGCACGACCUGUGCAAAUUUUAUCCAAACGUGUAUGUAGUUCACACAACUUUCCAGAUACGUGGAAUGCAUACUCUCAUUCGUGAUAAGGAAAUUACUACUCCUGAUUUUGUCUUUUAUUCAGAUCGCCUGAUUCGCUUGGUAGUUGAACAUGGUCUGGGGCAUUUGCCAUUUACAGAGAAGCAGGUCGUUACACCUACAGGAUCUAUUUAUUCAGGAGUUGACUUCUGCAAGAAGCUCUGUGGAGUGUCAAUUGUUCGAAGUGGUGAAAGCAUGGAAAAUGCAUUGCGUGCUUGUUGUAAGGGGAUAAAAAUAGGUAAAAUCCUAAUACAUCGGGAUGGAGACAACGGACAACAGCUCAUAUACCACAAGUUGCCCAUGGAUAUAGCUGAACGUCAUGUUCUACUUAUGGAUCCUGUCCUUGGUACAGGUAACUCAGCAAAUCAAGCUAUAGAGCUUCUUAUAAGAAAAGGAGUUCCGGAGGACCAGAUCAUGUUUCUUACUCUUAUUUCGGCUCCUGAAGGGAUCCAUUGUGUCUGCAAGCGAUUCCCUCGUCUGAAGAUCGUGACAUCAGAGAUCGACGUCGGGUUGAAUGAGGAUUACCGUGUCGUCCCAGGAUUGGGAGAAUAUGGUGAUCGCUACUUCGGCACAGACUAAUCAAACUGCAAUACUGCUUCCGUUUGGCGUGGAAACGAUAUCCGGAUUAGACCUAGCAGGAGAUGAUAUACUGGUGUUAGGUGGUUUGUGGUAUACUAGCAGAGUGGAGCGGAGACAUCACUCUGUCAACCAUUGGAGGUACCAAGAGCAUACGGCGAGGUGCGAUAUCAUACUCCGUAUGACCUGCUAAACAUUUGGUGCGCUACUCGUUCUGUUCUUGUAACGAACUUGGCCCUUUUGUGGGUUCUGAGUCUGAGCCCCUGGCAAAAUAGAUUGGUCGUCGCCAGUUAAGUGGCUUGUGGAAUGUAUAGCUUAUUGGGGGUUUUGCGGCAGAUGCCGUUGCUA
This is a messenger RNA of Lolium rigidum, 1651 nucleotides long. RefSeq names its product uridine/cytidine kinase UKL1, chloroplastic. The coding region runs from base 98 to 1306 and encodes 402 amino acids. Gene Ontology annotation, cellular component: chloroplast; cytoplasm. Gene Ontology annotation, molecular function: ATP binding; kinase activity. The transcript is spliced from 14 exons. The record is from RefSeq and is a predicted model, not a curated record. Lineage: Eukaryota; Viridiplantae; Streptophyta; Magnoliopsida; Poales; Poaceae.